This is a messenger RNA of Moesziomyces antarcticus, 2757 nucleotides long. Its product is annotated as xylose and arabinose reductase. NCBI's taxonomy places the organism in Eukaryota, Fungi, Basidiomycota, Ustilaginomycetes, Ustilaginales, Ustilaginaceae. Gene Ontology annotation, molecular function: oxidoreductase activity. The transcript has 3 exons. The record is from RefSeq and is a predicted model, not a curated record. The coding region runs from base 1 to 2757 and encodes 918 amino acids.
AUGUGGAGUAACGCACAGCCCUUCUUGUCCGCUCGGACCACCACACUCAUUGCGCUGUCGCUGGGCUUGCUUUCCGACCACCAACUGCAUCUUUCCACCAUGACAGGCCGAUUUGCACCCGCUCGGGGCGAGAUGCUCUCACUUUCGUCUUCGCUCACCAUGGUCGACGGCCACACCAUGCCUCGAUUCGGUAUUGGAGCCUGGGACAUGCGCGGCGCCGAGUGUCGCACUGCGCUCCAGCACGCCUUUCGUGCAGGCUAUCGACAUGUCGAUUCGGCACGAUACUAUCGGAACGAAGCUGAAUGCGGAGCGUCGAUUCGCGAGUGUGGCGUUGCCCGCUCGGAGAUCUUUGCCACCACCAAGCUCUACCUCAACGACAUGGGUGGUGGCGCCAAGACCCGUUCUGCCGUCGAGGACAGUCUAGCCAAAUGGGGGCUCGACUAUCUCGACCUUGUGCUGCUGCAUGCUCCCGACGGAGGCAAGCGUUUUCGUCUCGAUUCAUGGGCUACGCUGACCGAGCUUGUCCAAGAGGGCCGCAUCCGCAGCCUCGGCGUCAGCAACUUUGGAGCUCACCACAUCAGGGAGCUUCUCGACAGCAAUCCGGCGGUGCGUCCGGUAUGCAACCAGAUCGAGUGCCAUCCAUUCUUUGCACAGAAGGAGCUCAGAGCCGCGUGCGAAAAGGAAGGCAUCAUCGUGCAAGCGUACUGCCCGCUGGCAAGGGGCCAGUACUACGGCGACAAGACGCUCAAGAAGGUCGCCGACGAGACGGGCAAGACCCAAGCACAGGUCAUGCUGAGAUGGCUCGUCCAGCACGGCAUCGUCGCUCUACCGAAGAGCAGCAACCCGCAACGCCAAGUGGAAAACGCCGACAGUCUGAAGUUCGAGCUCUCGGAUGAGCAGAUGAAAGCCUCCACUCUCUCUUCUCUUGCCUUCUCUCCUCAUCAUCCCGACCUUCUCGAGCCUGCCCCACUGCAACCCACACGCGCUGCUCCUCUUCCUAAAACGCACACGCUGUGGAGAAUGCCCUUUCUCGGGCCCGAAGCAUCCACCUCGAUCUCCUGGAACGGCAUCGUAGACGCCGGUACCCACGCCACAUCCACCGCCUCGACGGACGCUCUGCCAGGCGCAGCGACGUGGCCGCCCUCGGCUGCGUCUUUAUCCACAGCACAGUCGCACAUGGACAGCUCGGCACCCGUGGGCAUCACCGAGAUCAACCUCGUCUCGUCGCCGCCCACCAGCCAUGCCACAUCGCCACUCCGCCCUUCGGCACGCAACAAUCUCCCCAGUCCAUCUGAGCUGAGAGCGGGCUCCAAGGCUGCUAUCUCGACUGCCACGGCGGCGAGGCUCGAAGGCGCCUUUGUGGCGAAUAGCGAUCCCGAGGACGGAGGCGAAAUCGAAGCCGACGGAGCAGAUACGCCGCGAGACCGCUCCAGGUCGCCGGAACAGGUAGACGUACCGGAAAGUACGGUGUACGUGCAGCUGCCUGCGUCGUCUCCCUCCAUGGCGGUACACAGCGGUAGCGCCUCGCGGAGGAAGAACAAGGGCGCAAGCGGUUCGGAUAGCCCAAAGCGUCGGCGACGCGGCUCGAAAUCGUCCGAGACCUCGCGGCCGGGCGCGUCCAGUGUGGUGGACGACGCUGCGCUUGCGGCGCAGCUCGCGGCGCAGGAAGCAGCGCUCGCGCGUCGACGCCCCACGCGCGGUAGCCGCAAGGACGUGAGCUACAGCCCCGUGUGCGAUCUCGACGGCAAGCCGCUGCGGAAGAAGCAGGCAGCUGCGGCAGCGCCAGCCAGCUCGUCGGCUUCGACUUCUAAGGACAAGUCGAAGAGGACCACACCGACGCGCAAGGCCAGUGGAAAGCGUCGGUCGCGCGUCUUUUCAGAUGACGAGGAUGAAGAUGAGCAUGCAGAUGCUGGCUCGAGUAGCGCAGCUCCGGCGAAAGCGUUGGCGGCAGAGAAGGAGGGCGGUGGGGAGGAGCAGCACGAUGCGGAUCUGACGGACGAAGACGUCGGCUUCCAGGCGCGCGACAGGAAGAAGCCGAGGAAGAGCAAGCCAGGUCGGGCGGAGGAAACACAAGAGCCGGAUGUGGCUCGAGCGGAAGCAUCGACGCCCGGAAACAAAGGCAAAGCCCGUAGACGCCACGACGAGGAAGAGGAGAUGCACAGCGAUGCAUCCGGCGGCGAUGGGGAUGACGGCAUCCUCACGCCUCCUGCACCCACCUCGCCGCGUCGCAAGUCUGGCAAACGUAAUGCUUCUCCGGAAGUGCAAGCUGCAGAGCCAGACACCAACUCUGCAGCCAGUGGGGUUCAAAUGGCCAAGACGCAGAGUGGGGACGAAGACGAGCAGGAGAAGGGGGACUCGGCUGCUUCGCCACGUUCAUCGGCAGCCUCGGCGGAAGCCGCCGCAUCUGGGCGCAAAACGCCCGCCACGGUGGCGAUCAAACGCGUGGGCACCACCUCUUCACCCUCUGCGUCACCCAGCACCCGCUCGUUCUUCGGCAAGCCGCUCACGUCGCUUCUCACAGGCACGGUUCGCCGCCCGGGCCUCACACGCAAGACCAACAUCCCGUCUCUGCUCGCGCACCGCGCGGCGCCCAAACCUCCCGCGCCCAAGCUGGCGGUGUCGAAGCGGCGGAUGCAGGACGACGACUACGAGUACGACGCGGCGUACGAGGCGCUCAUCGCCAAGCCCGAACCCGACUCCUCCGACUCGGACGAACCGGCUCCGAACCAAGUGGAGUAUGAAGAAGAGUACGAUUGA